AUGGGCCGGGUGGUCACUCGGCAUGUCCCUCCGCGGCCUGAAACAGGGAACGCCCCGUGGGCCGAGGUCCCAACUGGGAACCCGGAAGGGCGCAAGGGGAGCGGAGGCGAGGGGAGAGGGUCGGGGGUGGGCGCUGCCCACGGGGAUCACUUAGGAGGUAGUGCUUGUUGCAGGGCCUGGGAGACCGUGUCCAACGCUGCCUCAAGGCCCCCUUUCUACUCUGCUUUCCUUCUGCUUUGCUUUGCUUUGCUUAAGGGGGGGGGGGGUCGAUGGCUUAAGAUGCAGGAUGUGAGCAAAUAA
Molecule: messenger RNA, 300 nt
Organism: Rangifer tarandus platyrhynchus (Svalbard reindeer)
Lineage: Eukaryota; Metazoa; Chordata; Mammalia; Artiodactyla; Cervidae
Source: the annotation of a GenBank genome assembly